Molecule: messenger RNA, 3841 nt
Organism: Ictalurus furcatus (blue catfish)
Lineage: Eukaryota; Metazoa; Chordata; Actinopteri; Siluriformes; Ictaluridae
Gene: c1ql3b
Product: complement component 1, q subcomponent-like 3b
Exons: 2
Coding region: 523-1278 (251 amino acids)
Molecular function (GO): protein binding
Source: RefSeq, a predicted model, not a curated record
AGUAUGUAUUUUUAAAAUACUUACAAAUACCAGAAAUUUGUAAGCAAGAAGUACUUGCUAAUCGUGUAGGACUCGGCAGAACUCCAUAAAUACUGUUUAUUAUGGGAAUUAAUUCAGUUGGGUAAUUUCCAAGGCAUCACUGGUUAUUUAAACCUUCACAAUCAAGCUGUUGGCAAAACAUGCUCUCCCCCUCCCUCUCUCUCUCUCUCUCUCUCUCUCUCACACACACACCGUAUCUUCCAUUUUCUCCUCCUUUAUGUCACUUUUCCUCCAGCUCUCUCACUCAGAUGAGAUGUGAUGUGCUCUUCUCGCGCGUUUCUGGUCCCUUUCACGACUUUUACGCAUAAUUAAGUCGUGAUUACGCAUCUUGAGAGCACGAGCUGAUUCAUCCAGGUUAAAGAUAUCACUCCGUGCAGAAGCAGGAGUAAGAUAGCGCGCAAAACGCAGCGCGAGGAGCGCCCGUCGCUGUCCGGGCUGGGCGCGAGAACGCGCGCGGUCGCGGCCGGCAUCCUCGGCGUGGCCAUGGUGCUGGUGCUGGUGAUCCUCAUCCCGGUUCUGGUGAACGCGGCCGGAACCGACGCGCGCUACGAGACGCUCAGCGCCUGCAGGAUGGUCUGUGAUCCCUACGGCACCAUCAAGCCGCCGGCGCGCGCCACCGCAAGCGACCCGCGCUCCAUCCAGCCUCCGACCACUUUUCUGCGCGGUCCGAAAGGUGAACCGGGGCGCACGGGGCGCACUGGCCCGAGGGGUGACCCAGGUCCACCUGGACCACCUGGCCCGCCGGGAAAAGUCGGAAAUCCAGGACCACCCGGGUUACCCGGACCUCCGGGAGUGAUCGGUGUGAGCAGCGGCGUCGUAAACGCGGCCACGUACACCACAGUACCCAAAGUCGCUUUUUACGCAGGGCUCAAGAAGCAGCACGAAGGCUAUGAGGUCCUCAAGUUCGACGAUGUGGUCACCAACCUGGGCAACCACUACGACCCGGGCACCGGCAAGUUCACCUGCUCCAUCCCGGGAAUCUAUUUCUUCGUGUACCACGUGCUCAUGCGGGGAGGCGACGGCACGAGCAUGUGGGCAGAUUUGUGCAAAAAUAACCAGGUGAGGGCGAGCGCCAUCGCUCAGGAUGCAGACCAGAACUAUGACUACGCCAGCAACAGCGUGGUGUUACACUUGGAGCCUGGAGACGAGAUCUACAUCAAGCUGGACGGCGGCAAAGCGCACGGAGGGAACAACAACAAAUACAGCACGUUCUCUGGGUUCAUGAUUUACGCAGAUUAACCCGGGACAGGACUUGCCGCUUACGUGAAAGUUAACCUGCCUGGUCUUUUCACUCAAGAGGCAUUCAAAUGAAAGGAAACGCUGCGAAUAAACGCAAUUACAGUGUUCACUUGUGAUUAAAAGUUCUCGUCCUUAAAGCUGGACAAGACGGUAUCGGAUCACGAUGGUUAUGAUAGUGUAACGUGUGGAAACAUCCUUUAAAAGGUUCAUUGGACGUAGUGACCUUAAGCAUGUGGUGACUUCAUCCAUCAGUUAGAUUAUAGACGAUUCACUGUGAGGUAUGGAAAAGAAAAGUUCGGUUAAGUAAUCAUGUUGUGUUUGUUUGCUGGUCAGUUUUGUGCUCAGUCACAUGUUCUGAUGAGCUUCAUUUUGAGUUUUACUAAGACGACCUACUUAGAAGUAAAAACGGUUCUGCAGAAGAUUCACGCCAACGUCAAUAUAUUGUACCUCAUUUGAUCUUUGUAUCGCUUUAUUAUUGAAUAGCAUAAACAUUGUGCGAUCACGAAAAUAAAAGAAACGUCUCUAGUGCUGUUCUUGCAAAGCAUUAUGGGUCAGAGAAAGGUCAGCAGUGUAUACCUAUGGCACGAGACUGGAACCAGGUUCAAUCUCAAUCCUGAUAUUCCUCAUACCUCUUCUCCUAACACUUUUCAAGGAUUCAUCUUAUCAUCCUGAGCUCAGAAAUUCGGGUCUCGAAGAUGCCAAGUCGGCCCAUCUGGGCGAGAGGAGCAUACGCUCUCUCCCCGUCAAUCACAGCGAUACUAGCCAAUCACGGGCGUCUGUGAGAUCAGUUAUGCGGAAGAGGGUAGAUAGCACUUUCCUCCGAGUGUGUUACGCGGUCAUGUGAUGCAUCGUGAGCAGCAGUACGAAAAAGAUGCACGUGUCACGGAGUAAGCACGUGUUAGCCUUCGUCCUCCGCACCCUUCCUAGGGCAAACUCCAAAGGAUCCUUCGAAAAUUUUAUAACGCCAAAACCAGUGUUUUUGGUCACACGGUCAAAAAACAUACAAAUGGACGUGUAAGAACAAGUAAGCGUUUCAUGUUAAUACACAUUUCUCUCCCCCCCCCCCGCCCCAUUUUUAUAGAAUUUCGAUCACUACAAAUUGUAUUAUUUCCGUUAUUUCUUUUCAUCCAUUUAGUGUUUCAUUUUCUCAGUGCUAUAAAUUCAAUCUUCAUUUGCCAAAAUGAAAAAUGGUAUACGGUCUGCAUUUAUAUAGCGCUUUACACUGGUUCUCAUUCACCCAUUCACACACACACACACACACACACACACACACACACACUCACACACCAAUGGUAGCAGAGCUGCCACGCAAGGCGCUAACUUGCCAUCGGGAGCAACUCGGGGUUCAGUGUCUUGCCCAAGGACACUUCGGCACGUGGAGUCACGCGGGCCGGGAAUCGAACCGCCAACCCUACGAUUAGUGGACCACCCGCUCUACCACCUGAUCCACAGCCGCCCACAAAAAAAAGUCAAAUAUACACGUCAUCAAAUCAUUGUGGUUCCAUUAGAAAAUCUUAUAUAGUGAAAGCAAUGAGAUGAUGAGCAUUAACACUCUACUGCAUGAUUCUUCUACAUUAAAAAAUGUUUUGAUGGAUUUUUAUUACUAGAAUUAGUAAGGCAACAAUGUGCAAUCAUGGAAAGUAUCAUAUAGUAAAAAAAUAACACAAAAUGUAUGAGAUUAUAAUUCCAAUUACUGCAUUUUCUGGACUAUAAAUUGCUGAUUUUUUUUUUUUUGGGAAGGGGGGGUAUUUUUGCCACCUAGUAAACAUGUAAAAGUUCCAUCUUCUAGAAAGGAAAGUAAGGUAAGAAAGUAUGUGGACGGAUUUUACUCACUCAAAAUACAGCACAUACAAAAAUUCGAUCCAAACAUGUUUUGGGUGAAGUAUCUCUUUAAUUCUUUCUCUUGAAUUCUUAAUUCUCUCUUGACACAUACAAUUUUGAAAAUAAUUGCAAUUGCAAAAUGUCUGAAAUGACACGUUUUUCUUACUUUGAAGGUGAAAAUUUUUUAAAAUAUACUAUUAGAGAAGCUUAGGGUCUUUUUUUUUUUUUUUUUCUCUACGUAGGCCUGUUUCAAUUCAUGAUGCACAUACUACAGUUCCGUUAUCGCAUGUUGUUGCCAUAUGGCAACAAUUACAUUUGACCAAUUACUAAAAUACUUAAAAUAUAUAAACUUGUUUAAAUGACAAAAAAAAUAAAUGUUAACAUAUCUCAGAUAGUGUUUACUGUUUUUUUUUUGUUUGUUUGUUUGUUUGUUUUCCUUUAAAUAGAUUUGUCUAAAAAUUAAUCAAAUUUUCGGAGCCCUACGACGAUGACCUUCACCAUGCCAUGCAGAAAAGGAAGUGGAAACAGCACUUCCUGGUCAUCUGACAUGGCAUUUUAUUUUAUGUCAAAGUUAAAGCACCCCUUUUCCCAGUUACAAAGGAAAAUAAUAGCGUUGUAUUAUUGCCCAUCAAAAAAAAAAAAAAAAAAAAAAAAAUGGAGCUACAUUAAUUGUUGCCAUAUGGCAACCUCAUGCAGUAAAGGCUCACAUACCAAGCUAUUUUGACUAUCGCUUAUUAAUUGU